AUGACCACCACCAACACCGCCUCCUCCUCCCUACAACUCACCGUUUCCUCACCUCCAAAGAAACCCCAACCCAUCCCAUGGACCCACCAAGAAACCCUUAACCUCAUCCGAGCCUACCAAGAAAAAUGGUACUCCCUCAAACGCGGCCCACUCCGCGGCAGUCAGUGGGAAGAGGUCGCCGUUGUCGUCGCUGCCCGAUGCGGUUACGAUUACAAUCAUCCAUCUAAAACCGCCCUCCAAUGUCGUCACAAGAUGGAAAAACUCCGUCAACGUCACCGAUCUGAAAAGCACCGCCUCACCGUUACUUCCUCCGCUGCCUCUACCCGAUCCUGGCAGUAUUUUCGCCUCAUGGACGAUCUCGAACGCGGUCCUCUCCCUAUCUCCGUUCGAGUUCUUCCUCACGAGAACAACAACUAUAGCGAUGGUGAGAGAGGGAACAAUCAAAAUCAGAGUGCUAGGUCAAGGAGUAUUCAUAAUAUUCUUCACCAGAAACCUGAUGAUGAUGAGGAGGAGGAAGAGGAAGGAGCGAUGGCGACGGAGUUGACGGCGGAGUUGAGAAAUUUUGCGGAGAGGAUAGUUGGACUGGAAAAUAUGAAGAUGGAGAUGAUGAAGGAAACAGAGAGGUUUAGGUUAGAGAUGGAGAAUAAGAGGAUUCGUAUGAUACUUGAAUCUCAGUGGAGGAUUAUUGAUUCCAUUGGAAGGGUUUUUAGAUCUUCCUAA
Molecule: messenger RNA, 720 nt
Organism: Lathyrus sativus (Indian pea)
Lineage: Eukaryota; Viridiplantae; Streptophyta; Magnoliopsida; Fabales; Fabaceae
Source: the annotation of a GenBank genome assembly